GCAGAAGCGCGGUUCUUGGUUCCUGAGAGGCUGAGUAGCGUUGAACCCGUCGUUCCACGGCUCCCACAGCUCUCUCGACCUCGUCUCCUCCACUUCAGCCCAACUCUAAUAAAGUAUCCCGGGCUUGUCGCCCUUCACCCCUUGUCGCUCCGUCAACUUUGUUUCUUUUUUUCCCUACGCCUAUUUGUACUCAUCUUCCACUUACUCGGGACGUACGGGCCUGAGAGUGUGAGUAGUCAUCUACCCGAUCUCAAGGUUCGUCCCACUGCUGGGGGUCCCUGAAUGUCUAUAGCUCUCUGAUCCGUUGCCCUUAUUGCUGAUUCUGCUGAGAAUCGCGCCACUCCUUUUUUCUAUUACUUGAUUGACUUUCCUGCUCACGCCUCUCUUUUUCCCAUCUCUUUUGAUCUUUCACCUUGCUGGUUUAUUGUCCAGGAGGGGAAGUGACCACGUUCAUUACACAAAUCACUCCAUCGAGUUCCGAACUCAUCCACUCAUUGAAAUCCCACCAGCGCAGUCUAUCUCGCUCCCACUUUCACCACACUCAUUCAAAUUCCUCGUAAUCAUAGUAUCUUCACCUUACUCGAAAAGCAAAUCAACAAGCAAUCCGUCGAAAUGCGCGUCACAGCCGCCUUCUGGCUCGCGGCCGCGACCCUCGCCAAAGCGGCCUACUGGAUGGAAGACAUUGCCCACCAGGGCAUCUCUCCCUACCACCCGGACCCGAACUACAAGGUCUUCCGUAACGUAAAGGACUUUGGCGCAAAGGGCGACGGUGUGACGGACGAUACCGCGGCGAUCAACCUGGCCAUCAGCUCUGGUGAGCGGUGCGCGCCGGGCAAGUGCAAGGGCGAGACGACGUCGCCUGCUACCGUCUACUUCCCUCCCGGAACUUAUCUCAUUUCAGGUUCUAUCAUUGACUACUUUUACACGCAAAUCAUUGGUGAUCCGACCGAUCGCCCGGUGAUCAAGGCCGUGGCCGACUUCCCCACCAACACCACCCUCGGCCUCCUCGACGGCAACCCGUAUGGCGCGAAUGGCCUCAGCUGGGGCGCGACCAACGUCUUCUUCAGACAAGUGCGCAACCUCGUCUUCGACACCACAUCCAUUCCUGCCUCUGCUGCUGCUUUUGGAAUCCAUUGGCCUUCUUCGCAGGCUACUGCUAUCACGAACUGCGAGUUCCGCCUUGCUGAGGGCGCGGCGAGCAAGCAUGUCGGCAUCUUCAUCGAGGAGGGUUCCGGCGGCCUUCUCAACGAUCUUGACUUCUACGGAGGUCAAUACGGCGUCAAUUUUGGCAAUCAGCAAUAUACUGCACGCAAUCUUCGCUUCUGGAACGCCCAGGUAGCCAUCAACCAGCUCUGGGACUGGGGCUGGACGUACAAGAACAUCUACGUCGAGAACUGCGGUAUUGGUAUCCGUAUGCAGGACAACAGCACUUCCUCGAUCACUCUUCUGGACUCUGAAUUUGUCAACACCCAGACGGCUAUUCGUACUAGCCGCGAGCCUGGCGUUACUGUUCCGGUGACGGCCGGCACCUUGGUGAUGGAGAACGUUGCCUUCUCCAAGGUCCAGACGAUUCUUCUCGGACCCAAGAACAACACGAUCAUCGCAGGAACCUCGAGCGCCACCGUCUCCCAGGGCUUCGCCAUGGGUCACAUCUACACCCCUUCUGGUCCUACGGACUACACUGGUUCUGACGCCGGCUACUUCCCCGUCUACCCGGCCCUUCUCGGAACUUCCGCCAACGGCACGACGAAGUACUACGAGCGCUCCAAGCCGCACUAUGAAGAUGUCCCCUCAAGCCUCGUUAUCUCGGCCCGUUCAUUCGGCGCUCGCGGUGACGGUGUGACCGACGACACCGUGGCCCUCAACAACCUCUUCAACUACGUCGCCUCGAACCCUGCCGCUGGCCUCCUCGCCUUCGUCGACGCGGGAACUUACUACGUCUCCGACACCGUCUUCAUCCCUCCCGGAGCUCGCAUUGUGGGUGAGGCUCUGGCAUCCAUCAUCAUGGGCGGCGGUGAGAAGUUCCAGGAUAUCGAGAAGCCUCAUCCCGUUGUGAAGGUUGCUAUCCCGGGCCAGUGCGGAACGAUCGAGUGGUCUGACAUGAUUGUGUCCACGCGCGGAUCUGCCCCAGGUGCCAAGGUCAUUGAGUACAACCUCAACACUGUCGGUGAGCCCUCUGGUAUGUGGGAUGUGCAUAUUCGUGUCGGAGGUUUCGCUGGUACGCAGCAACAGCUGAAGGAGUGCCCUACCACUCCUAACGCGACUGUCACCGCGGAUACUAUUGACAAGAACUGCAUUGCGGCAUGGAUGAGUAUGCACAUCACCAAGCCUGCUUCUGGACUUCUCCAGGAGAACUGCUGGAUUUGGACUGCCGAUCACGACCUCGAGGACCCCGACUACAAGCAGGUCACCAUCUACAACGGUCGUGGUCUGCUCAUCGAGUCGACCGCCGGCAAGAUCUGGCUGUCCGCCUCUGGAGUUGAGCACCACACGCUCUACCAGUACAUGCUCUUCAAGACCAGGGACGUCUAUAUGGGCCAGAUUCAGUCCGAGACUCCUUACUACCAACCCAACCCGCCAGCCACGAUCCCCUUCCCCCGUGUCAAGGGUUACCACGACCCAGACUUCGAGACAGAAUGCAAGGACGCCGACCCCAACGGCCCGCCCUGCAAGAUGGCCUGGGGUCUCCGUGUCAUCGGCAGCCAGAACGUCGUCGCGUUCGGAGCUGGACACUACUCCUUCUUCAACAACUACAGCACGGCGUGCUGCCAGAUCGGCGCCGGAGCAAGGUGCCAGCAGCGCAUUGUCGAUGUGCGCGAUGCGCCGGGCAACUGCACCGCGACGGAUAACUUUGACAUCUACAACCUGCAGAUUGUGGGCACGACGGCCAUGGUUACGCGGUAUGGAAAGGAUGUGGCAUUCUACAAGGAUAAUAUUGCCGGGUUCACGGCUGGUAUUGCCUUGUAUCAGCACUGAGAUGUUUACUUCUUGGCUGUAUAAGUAAUGAUAUUCUUAAUUCUUUUUUGUCAUCA
Molecule: messenger RNA, 3032 nt
Organism: Colletotrichum scovillei
Lineage: Eukaryota; Fungi; Ascomycota; Sordariomycetes; Glomerellales; Glomerellaceae
Product: glucan 1,3-beta-glucosidase
Exons: 5
Coding region: 613-2976 (787 amino acids)
Molecular function (GO): polygalacturonase activity
Source: RefSeq, a predicted model, not a curated record